This is a messenger RNA of Tripterygium wilfordii, 693 nucleotides long. RefSeq lists its product as uncharacterized. Lineage: Eukaryota; Viridiplantae; Streptophyta; Magnoliopsida; Celastrales; Celastraceae. The transcript has 2 exons. Bases 144 to 482 code for a protein of 112 amino acids. The record is from RefSeq and is a predicted model, not a curated record.
CGACUGACUUACAAUGGCGUCCAUUCCCAGUUUCCCACUACUGCUUUCACACUCCCAGUUCAAGCCUCUCCCUCUCUUUAAAAGGGCUCUUCGCAGUGAUCAAAUAGAAAUAGAUAUUUGAGGGAUUUGAAACAGCAACAAAGAUGAUGGGGUUUAGAUCAUCUUCUUCUUCGUGGUUUAUGAUGCUCGUAGUAGCCUUAAUCGUGGUGGCUGUUUUGGAGGUGCCGGCGGCGAAGGGUGCUAACCAGUGCACGGAGGAGCAGAGGCUUCUGGUGAACGAGUGUAGGCCGGUGAUCUUGGGGCGUAAUGCAUCGCCGGCGUGUUGUCAGCGUAUAAGGGUUACUCAUUGGGAGUGCGUCUGCCCUGCUGUGACACCGCAAUUGGCUGCUCUCAUCAAUGUGAAAAACACAAUUAAGCAAAUUGAAGCUUGUGGAAGGAGUGUUCCUCACAAUUUCAAGUGUGGAAGCAUCACUAGUCCAUGAGAAAGACCUAGCCUUUUGCAGAUAGCUUGGAUCGAAUAAACUACAAAGCAAGAUCAAGUGUUCAGGCCUGAUUUCCUCCUCUACUUGUUUCCCCCACCCCACCCUUUUUUUUUUUUUCGUCUAUACGCAAAUCGUUCAAACGGUAUUUCUUAAAUGUAAUAAUGUACAAGUGAAAUCUGCAAAAGUUGUUAAAUUGUGUUGUUUAUUUCAA